AUGGUAGGUAAUCCAUUCAAAAAAGCCUAUUGGGAAGAUGUUAUUGAUGGCUUCCAUGCGGCAGACACCCCUGUGGGUGUUGUUAAUGGUACUUCAACAGGUUCGAAUACGGUAGAAAAUGAAUCUACUAUAUCUCUAAAGGAUCAUCACACACAUGUUUACAUUAAUAACAGUGAAAAUAAAAGUGAAUAUGAAAAAUCUGAGUCUAAUAUGUUCACUCGUGAGAAAAAAGAGAUAAAUCUCAAUAAUAAUAGCAGUUAUAACAGUAGUAGUAAUGAUGGACGCGAUGUUGAUGAUGAUUAUGACUAUAAUACUAAUAAUUUCUCGAAUGAAAAACAAUUACGUGAUGGGUCCGUUGAACAAGAGCACAUCUCAAAAGUUAAAAUGAAUAAAGAUUUGGAUAUUAGACAUCUUUUAACUUUAGCUGUUGGUGGUUCGAUCGGUACUGGUCUUUUCGUUAAUUCUGGUGGGGCUUUGAAUUCUGGUGGUCCGGCUUCAUUGGUUAUCGCUUGGGUCAUCAUAUCUACUUGUCUUUUCACAGUUAUUAACUCCCUAGGUGAAUUGGCUGCAGCUUUCCCAGUUGUUGGUGGGUUUAAUGUUUACAUUACCAGAUUUGUAGAUCCAUCUUUCGGGUUUUCUAUCAAUUUAAAUUAUUUGGCUCAAUGGUUGGUUUUAUUACCAUUGGAAUUAGUGGCUGCAUCCAUUACCAUUAGAUAUUGGAACGACAGAAUUAAUUCGGAUGCAUGGGUUGCGAUUUUCUAUUCUGCAAUUGCGUUUGUUAAUAUGUUGGAUGUUAAGUCAUUUGGUGAAGCAGAAUUUAUUCUUUCAAUGAUUAAAAUUCUAGCAAUUAUUGGAUUUACUAUUCUGGGCAUUGUAUUAUCUUGUGGUGGGGGCCCUCGUGGUGGUUAUAUUGGUGGUAAAUAUUGGCAUAACCCAGGUGCCUUUGUGGGUGAUACUGCUGGUACCCAAUUCAAAGGUCUUUGUUCAGUGUUUGUUACUGCUGCGUUUUCAUAUUCUGGUAUUGAAAUGACCGCGGUCUCUGCUGCAGAAUCCUUGAAUCCAAGAAAGACUAUUCCAAAAGCAGCAAAGAGGACUUUCUGGUUGAUUACUGCAUCAUAUGUAACUAUUUUGACAUUAAUUGGUUGUUUAGUACCAUAUAAUGAUCCAAGAUUAUUAAAUGGUACUAGUUCUGUGGAUGCAGCAGCAUCUCCUUUAGUUAUUGCAAUCGAAAAUGGUGGUAUUAAAGGUUUACCUUCUUUGAUGAAUGCUAUUAUUUUAAUUGCAAUUAUCUCUGUUGCUAAUAGUGCUGUUUAUGCAUGCUCUAGAUGUAUGGUAUCUAUGGCACAUAUUGGUAACCUACCAAAAAUUUUGUCUAAGAUUGAUAAAAGAGGUAGACCAAUCAAUGCUACUCUAGCCACUCUAUUCUUUGGUUUAUUAUCAUUCAUUGCUGCCUCUGAUAAACAAGAAGAGGUUUUUACUUGGUUAAGUGCAUUAUCUGGUUUAUCUACAAUUUUUUGUUGGAUGGCUAUUAACAUUUCACACAUCAGAUUCCGUCAAGCUAUGGAACAUCAAAAUAUUUCGUUGAAAGAAUUGCCAUAUAUUUCGCAGACAGGUGUCAUUGGCUCGUAUUAUGGUCUUGCAGUGUUGUUUUUGGUUCUUAUUGCAUCCUUUUGGACCUCUUUGUUUCCAUUAGGUGGGAACGGUGCAGAUGCAGAAUCAUUCUUUGAAGGGUACUUAUCUUUGCCAAUUCUUAUUGUAUGUUAUGUUGGUCACAAGUUGUAUUUUAAGAGGAAACAAAUCCUGGUCUCCUUGGAUGAAAUGGAUUUGCAUUCAGAUAGAAAACAAGUCGACUUAGCUGUGCUCAGAGAAGAAUUAAGAAUUGAAGCAGAAAAUCGUAAGACUUUCUUGGCUCGUUUCUUACAUGUUUGGUGUUAA
Molecule: messenger RNA, 1935 nt
Organism: Arxiozyma heterogenica
Lineage: Eukaryota; Fungi; Ascomycota; Saccharomycetes; Saccharomycetales; Saccharomycetaceae
Gene: HIP1
Product: histidine permease
Exons: 1
Coding region: 1-1935 (644 amino acids)
Biological process (GO): amino acid transmembrane transport
Cellular component (GO): membrane
Molecular function (GO): amino acid transmembrane transporter activity
Source: RefSeq, a predicted model, not a curated record